Molecule: messenger RNA, 2749 nt
Organism: Ctenopharyngodon idella (grass carp)
Lineage: Eukaryota; Metazoa; Chordata; Actinopteri; Cypriniformes; Xenocyprididae
Product: twinfilin-2
Exons: 9
Coding region: 272-1330 (352 amino acids)
Biological process (GO): barbed-end actin filament capping; regulation of lamellipodium assembly; positive regulation of neuron projection development
Cellular component (GO): cytoplasm; myofibril; actin filament
Molecular function (GO): actin monomer binding; actin filament binding
Source: RefSeq, a predicted model, not a curated record
CCUUCUCUCACACAUUUGCUGCUCUCACAUGCCCUCUAACUUGGAUAGCACACAGUCUCUCAAACACCAAACUCUUCCAUCAUAAACUCUUACUGCUGCUUGUAUAUCGUUUAGUUUCUGAUAGGUUAACACACAAAUCUGGCACUGACCAUUGCUUGAAGAUAGUUUGUAAAAAGAAGAUCUUCCAGGUGACCUGACCUGUGCGUCCAGCUUCAUCCGACUUCAGAAGGAUCCUUGGCGGGUAGGAAUUAAGGCACCACACUGACCCGCCAUGUUUCUGGUUCUGGUGGUUACAGAGGAGCUGAGGGAGUUCCUGGCCCGGGCACGAAGUGGAACCGGUCGCCUCAUCCAGGUGUUGAUCAGAGACGAGCAGCUGGUGCUGGGGGCAUAUAGAGAACCGCGUCAAAACUGGGAAAAAGACUAUGACCACUUCCUGCUCCCCCUGCUGGACCCUCUCGAGCCCUGCUACAUUUUAUACCGGUUGGACUCUAAGAACGCUCAAGGCUAUGAGUGGCUCUUCAUCUCCUGGUCACCUGACCAGUCUCCUGUCCGACAAAAGAUGCUGUAUGCUGCCACUCGUGCCACAGUUAAGAAAGAGUUUGGUGGUGGACACGUCAAAGAUGAUAUGUUCGGCACAGUUGAGGAGGACAUUUGUCUUCAGGGCUACCUGCGACAUGUGACUUCAUGUUCUGCACCAGCACCCUUGACUGCGGCCGAGCAGGAGCUACAGCGAAUCAAAAUCACAGAGGGCAGAGUUAAACAGGUGAAAACUGAGAUCAGUGUGGACCCCAAACAUCAGACUCUGCAGGGUCUUGCCUUCCCGUUACAGGCUGAGGCCAAACGUGCUCUAAAGCAGCUCGCAGAGAGACGCAUUAACUACAUUCAACUAAAGUUAGAUACAGAGAAGGAAACAAUUGAACUCGUGCACACCAGCCCGACAGACAUCCGUGAUCUACCCUGCCGGAUCCCCCUGGAUACACCCAGAUACCACUUCUUCCUUUACAAACAUUCACAUGAGGGAGACUACCUCGAGUCUGUGGUGUUCAUAUACUCCAUGCCAGGAUACAGCUGCAGCAUUAAGGAAAGGAUGCUGUAUUCCAGCUGUAAGAGUCGACUUCUGGAAGAAGUAGAGAGGGACUUCCACUUAGAAGUGGCUAAAAAGUUGGAGAUAGAUAGUGGAGAGGAGCUGACAGAGGAAUAUCUGUAUGAUGAGGUCCAUCCUAAGCAGCAUGCCCAUAAGCAAGCGUUCGCCAAACCUCGUGGUCCUGCUGGGAAGAGGGGAAACAAACGUCUAAUAAAAGGAGGGGGAGAGAAUGGUGGAAACAGCUAGGAAGGACAGAGAGUGAGAGAGAGAGACAAAUGAACUUCAGUAGUACCCUAAAUGUUCCACAGUUCCAUUUUUCCACCUGUUUGCAGGCUAAUUUGUGCAUCCUGCAGUUAGAGUGAAAAAAAAAAUGGAAUUCUGUGCUCAGUUGUUGUUAAUUUUGAUUUUUUUUUUUUUUUUUUUUUUUUUUUUUACUUUCUUUGGCUUGUAUUUAAUCAAUGUUAUCAGAUGCUUAUUCAUUUGGUGUGUUAAUGUGCAUAUAUUUAAGAGAAAAACUCAGGAAUUAAUUUUGUCUCUGUAAAAUUUUCUGAGCAUAUUUUUGUUACAUAAUCUCGUACAUGCAUACACAUUCAACUCAACAAAAUUUUAAGCAUAUUAAAAGUGUUUAUUGUAAAGAUGGUAGAUCGCUCUUAUUUUAAGUGUUUUUUAAAAGUCUAGAAAAGAAGUUUUGUCCAAGAAGCUUUUUUUUUUUUUUAAACUGAAGAAACUGUCACAAGUCCAAGAACCUACAGCCAUUUCAUAGAAAAAGGCACAUUUAAAUAUACUGUACAUGUAUAUAUCAGAACCAAAUGUGACAAGCAGACAGAAUGUUAUACUUGGCAUUUUUGUGUCAAACAUCAACAUUUUUCCAGCAUUGAAAAUAUGAAUGUCUAAUUGUGUGAAUAGUUCAACAACUAGCAAUUGAAAUGUUUAAAGUCAUCAUGGUAAGCAGAAGGUAAAGUUGUAUCUAAACAAAAACAUGUUUAAUUGGUUUAGUGAAUUUUAUUUAUGGUUGCCCUGGACUUUGUUGACAUGGAUCAUUUAUAUUUAUUUAUUUAUUUUAUUUUUUUGUUUGUCAGUGAUUAGAGUGAAAGGUCAUACACAAGAUAAAAUAUGUAAUGAAAAUACAUUUUAACAAUCAGUAAAUGAAAAUCUAAGCCCUCUCUUGCAUUGUUUAUGAAUAUACUGGUGCAUAAAUAAAAACAACUUUCACUGAGUGGUGGUAAUUAUUAUUUGGUAAAUCAAGAUCUUUUGAUAAAUUAAGUAAAAUCACAAAAGAAAAGAGGGCAUCCAUGCAAAAUACUGCAAUUUACAAUGCGAUACCCCUUAGAGCCUCUAGAUGGCAGUAAAAACAAGCGUUCAGAAUAAAUUCUCCGUCAGAAACACUAAUAAAUCAAGUGCCUACUAAAAUAUAUCAGUUUUGGGGAAGUUCCACAUACACAAAGAAGAAAUGGUCAGGGUCCAAGCCAAAUUUCAUUCACUUUCUCCAGGACAUCAAGGACUACAUCACUUGUUUGGAGAACAUUGUCAAUAAAAAAGCAAAAGAGACUUGUAAUAUUUUUUUAAUGACUAUAAUUUUUGAUUAAUGAAUGGAUGUUCUGUACACUCUGGCAUUUUUCUGUACAUUUCUGUAUACUUUGAUUUGUUAAUAAAUAAUAAAAAUGA